Dermacentor andersoni is the source of this 1386-nucleotide messenger RNA. NCBI's taxonomy places the organism in Eukaryota, Metazoa, Arthropoda, Arachnida, Ixodida, Ixodidae. The record is from RefSeq and is a predicted model, not a curated record.
UAGGUUGCUGAAUGAUGCAGUAGUCCUGUUAAUAUUCUAAGGCUAGAUUUAUUGUUUUGCGUUUUGUUUACACAAUAAUAAAUUUGGUUUUUUUUUCUUAGGUAAAAUGCAACGUUCUAAUUGUUACGUGGCUAAAUGGAGCACGCAUGCCUAAUUACCCCGCCGCAGCAGCGAACAGCCCUAUGCCUGGUGUUUUGCUUUCAAAGGCGCUUCAAGAGAUGAUUGCGACAUCUGCAGGAAAGCUGCAAGCAAAGAAUAUACACCUAAUAGGAUUCAGCUUAGGAGCACAAGCUGCAGGCUUUUGCGGUCGCCAUUUCUACAAUGCCACAAAGGAAAAGCUCGGACGCAUAACAGGUCUUGACCCGGCAGGGCCUUUGUUUGAUAUCUCGGGCGUGGCCUUAUCGAAGGAGGAUGCGACCUUUGUCGACGUUAUACACACCAACGCAGGAACUUUCUUUGAUUUGAGCCUUGGAAUAAGGGGGCCGAUAGGGCAUGUGGAUUUCUACCCGAAUGGUGGCAGGAGACAACCAGGCUGUACCGAAUUUGGUGAAAUGCCACCGCUGGACACGAGUAGCAAGUUACGUUGUGCAAACUUCGGUACUGUGGUGAGAGAGGACGGGGAUUACGACGAUAUGAACAUCAGUAUUUUUUUACACUCAGUCAGAGGCCGAAGCGUGACACUUUUUUUCUUUCGUGCAGAUGUUGACAUUGGCUGCAGCCACGCAAGAGCACGAGAAUUAUUCCAGGAGUCAAUAAAUUCAGAGUGCCACUUCACAGCAUACCCUUGCGGGAGUGACUGGCUGCGACUGUUUAGAUACGACGACGACGACUGGUGGUGCGCUCAAGAGAUGGGCUAUAACAGCGUCGCUAAAAAAGGAACAGGGAACUUUUAUUUGAUCACAAAAGAUAAGCCACCUUACUGCGUUAAAUCAGCACAGGAUAUAUAUGGAGAUACACAUUUCGAUAUGGGAAAGCAUCCCAAUUUCCCUCAUCCGCCGCUUUGAUUUGGAAUGCUUCUAUUUCAUCUAUCAAGACGCCUAAUUCGUGGAGGCACUGUAGUCUACAAAUUUGUGAGCCAGCGAAUCGAGGCAGCAGUCAAAUAUUAUUUCGCCGCGUCUUCUACCGCGCAUAUGUACGGUAAUCGUAUCAGUAACCUGUAAGAAUUUUAUGUGGCCAAUAAAAUUGGAUUCUUCCGAUGUGUUCAAGCUGCAUUAAACAAGGCAUACGAGUUACAAUAAAUUCUUGAUAUACGUGUGUCUGACACCGAAGACACGAUUCCAGCAGCACUCAGCGUGUUCACCAGCAAAGGAUCAGAAACGUGCGAUGAUUGAUGAAGCCUUCUUCAAGCUAACUACAUGACCUCAUGGACUUCCGACAUUGUACCCA